Temnothorax curvispinosus is the source of this 3613-nucleotide messenger RNA. RefSeq names its product cilia- and flagella-associated protein 70. Gene Ontology annotation, cellular component: extracellular exosome; motile cilium. Gene Ontology annotation, biological process: cilium assembly; cilium movement. Bases 106 to 3246 code for a protein of 1046 amino acids. Gene Ontology annotation, molecular function: protein binding. The record is from RefSeq and is a predicted model, not a curated record. The transcript is spliced from 20 exons. Lineage: Eukaryota; Metazoa; Arthropoda; Insecta; Hymenoptera; Formicidae.
UUCAAGAUGAGCCAAUUAAAAGGAGCAUCAAAAUAAUGAUAGAAUCCAUUGAAAAUAUUGUAAGUUUUCCAUUCGCAUGCUACAAUUCAAUGCUACAUCGUAAUCAUGAGAAAAUUCGCUUUUAUGAGACAGACGGUGAAAGAAGAAACUGGCGUAUCGUUCGUCGUGAUGCAUAAUGACGUAGUGCUCGGAGAAAGUAUUCCUCUCAUUAUCGAUCCGGGUUUCAAGGAACCGCCGCAAAUUUACGACGUCAAUUUCGCGGUCGAAUUUUCAUUUAUAGUUAACGACCGUAAUAGCACGGAUCCAAUCGUAUCAACGCCGAUUUUAAUCAAGGUAACGUGCGAUGCUCAAGAUCAACGUAUGCCCGAUUCCGCCGAAUCAGCCGCGGAGUCGAAGAAUAAAGUAACAGCGGUCGCUCCGCAGCAGACAUCGACUUCAUCAAGCGUGAUUGGUUUUUGCACUCUCGAUCUAAUGCCGAUAUUGCUAGGUGAAAAAUCGCUCGCCGAAAGAUUGAUAGUGCAAACGCCACAUCUCUCGUUUGACGGCAAUGCGGUCUCGUGGCAAAAUCUUCCUUGGUUAAACGCGACAGUAACAUACGACGGCGACGAGAUAUUUCCUUCGCAAGCAGAAAUUAAUUUCCUGAGUGUUACGGUGGAAAGUAUCUAUAAUCCACCGAGCUUCUUCGCCGAAGACGCGGACUAUAAAGCGGGCACGAUAAUAUAUGUUGACGACAAGAUACCGGAAAAUUUAAUAUUCGAGGACGGUAAAUGGACAAAAUAUCGCGAUUUAGAGAGAACCAAACGAUGGCGAAGCCUAUCGAAAUUACAAAGUCGCGCCAGAUUGUCAAAAUGGAAACUCGGCCACGAUUAUGCAUGUGUGAAAAAUACGCUCGAUGCAAAAUUCGACGUACAGAAGAAAGUGUGCCAGGACGAGCCUAAGAUCGAGUGGAACUUUAUGAAUCGCAGCAUGUUGCGCAAUGUGGGAAGCGAGGCGAUGAGGAAGCAUCUUGUCAAGUAUAAAUAUUGGCCGUUUCAAUUUAUGGUGCACGCGGAAGAAAGCAGCGUUAAACAACAGGAAAGAGAAUCGGCCAAAUGUCAGCUUUAUCAGUGUUACAUUGACUUAUCAGAGCUUGUUUUCCCGGGGAUAAAAAGCACUCGUGUAGUUGCGCAAUUGUACACGCAUGACGCGUUAAGCAUGGCCGAGAAGACUAGCUUGGAAAAGGAUAUCUUCUCUAUGGAACCUUGGAGUGAAGAUUUAAAAGGACGAGAAUCGGAAAAGUCAAUUCAGUCGAACAUUGAAACAACGCAAAGUACUCCGUUAACUUCGGAGACUGGCGAACCCGUGUUUGUCAUAGUCGAGGUCGAACUUUUUCGUCCGCUCAUUCCUUGUAGACUCGAAACCGAUCUCUCAGACAUAAUCGAAGAGAUGAUGAAGCCAAAAGCAGUUAAACCGCAUUACGUUUACUCCGACGAAGUAGCGGAGCAACAAUAUGCAGCUUGCAUUCAGAAACUAGUAGAAACUAUUACGGAGAGUUACAGGGAUUUCCGUGAGAAAAAGAAGCGAGAGAAGUUGUCUGCUUCGAAAGAACGAGAAAAUGAUUUUGAAAAGCCGAAGGAAACAAAGUAUUGCUUCGCUCCUGAAGAGGUGAGAUUAAAACAGCGAGACACGAGAAAUUAUUACAUUGCACGUUCGUAUACUUGUCACGACAGUUUUCAGGACGAGCUAGCUUGUUUCACGCAAUAUCUGUACAAAACUGGCACGUAUUUAAACGUACGCAGCACUCUGAAGAUAAAAGUGAUUACGUUGCUAGAUCAAAAAUUCAAGACCAGCAUGAACACCGUACAUUCUAUUGACAGCCAGAACUUUGUGGCAUCUGUUUACACGUAUCUCGUCGAACAAAUGCACCUGGCCAUCAACAAAAUUGUCGAAAGCCGUCUCGCGGAUGACGAUUCGUGGACUGCGAUGCCUAAAAAAUUAUAUUUCUACGCCGAAGAGGCUUACGAGUUAGGUCACGUAGACGAUGCAAGACGGCAUUAUCAGGCUGCAAUUGCAGCAGAUAAAAGUGACCCCGAAGCGUGGACUAAAUACGCGAUCUUCCUCGUGAAAAUCGGCGACGUGGAGCGCGCAAAGGAAUGCUGCCGCGAGGCGAUUCUUUCGAACAGACGAGAUAAAAUUGCUUUACUGGCGUACGGAUUGAUUCUCGCCGAAGAUCGAAGCUUUCGAGAAGCGGAGGUCUUUCUGAGAGCCGUUACUGAUUUCUACCCGCGAUUUAUUGAAGGAUGGGUUAUUUUGCACCUGUUUUACACUCGCACAAAUUACAGCCCAGGGAUAGAUCUCACUUUAAGAAUAGCGGAAAAAUGCAUGAAGGACGGCGACGAAGAGACGGAGAUCUCGAGUGAAGACCCUCUCGCUUGGACAAUGAUUCACUGUCCACGGGAUAACGUGCUUAUGAUAACGGCCACGCUGCUACUAAAACUGCAUUUCUACGACUUUGCCGAUUUAGCGUUGGUGAAAGAAAUGUCUCGCGCAGGCAGAUCCACUCACGUUCUAUAUUAUCUGGCCGUGCGACGUUACUUAUCGCAGCAAUACGAAGAAACUUUAUUGCAUCUAAGAGAAGCCGAAUGUAUUUAUGGAUUGGAUUACUCGAUAAGCAGUUUAAUGGGGCACUGUCAUUUUCAAGAGGGUAAUUUCGCGGAGGCCAUUCAUUGCUACGAGUUCGCCAAUGCAAUGUUCAACAGACCGGACGAUUUGCAUCUCGUGCAGACGAGAAUGGGACUGUAUUACGAAAAUGCCGGUGAUUACGAGCGAGGAUUAAAAAUUUUCCUCAGCGUGUGCAAAACCUCGCCGACGGCGGAAACGUGGCUCGGUGCAGGAAUCGCUUUUUUCGAGCUGCGGCGAUUUACGGAAGCCGAGGCGGCUUUAUCGGAGGCAAAUCAAAUCGACAAUCGUAACGCGACUGUCUGGAAAUAUCUAUGCCUGUUAAACAUGUCUUUAGAGCGUCACGACGAGUUCGCUCAGUGUUACGGACAAAUCGCCCAGUGCACUCUCGUUACACUCUGUCUGGUUGAAAUAGCGAUGUUUACGACGAUUAGCUGCGAUGAGUCAGGCAACGCAGUGCGUCACUCGGCUUUGAAAAAAGAUGAUGUUCCACGAGUCAAAAUAAAGGUGUUUCGCGGUCCAACGCAAGAAGGGGACGGCGAAUUUUUCGCUACUUGGGGAUAUUGGAUUCAACAGCCCAGCAGAUAAUAUCGAUAUGGCUAUGUUUUUCUUGUUACUUGCUUUCUAUCGCACAAUGUUUAUAUGUAGCAUCGAAAUAAUUAUUUCUUCUUCGAUGUGUGUUAUAAAUAAUGUAUAUCGAAAUAUUAAAAUUGCAAGACAUCUAAUUGUUGUCACGAUGCAUUAAAAGAAAAGGACUUCCGUUUAUUAACUACAUCACAGCGCAAAUAUAAUUAAUAUUUCCGUCAAACUGGACAGUCUUUCGUCUUCUUGUCAAGUUGAAUAGGAAUAUUGAAGGGGAACAUAUUAGAAUAGACAUAGAAAUAGUAAAAAAUAUAUAAAACAUUUCACAAUAUUAAGAUGUCAUGUCAUAUUUAUUGUUCGGGCAUGUAUAAUU